Messenger RNA from Galleria mellonella (greater wax moth), 890 nucleotides. RefSeq names its product larval cuticle protein A3A-like. The transcript is spliced from 2 exons. The record is from RefSeq and is a predicted model, not a curated record. NCBI's taxonomy places the organism in Eukaryota, Metazoa, Arthropoda, Insecta, Lepidoptera, Pyralidae. Gene Ontology annotation, cellular component: extracellular matrix. Bases 30 to 770 code for a protein of 246 amino acids.
AAUAACGAUACUAGUCCUAAGUUCUGGAAAUGCGAUCACACCUCGGGGCAAGAAUUCAUGGUCACUUGAAGAUAACGCGGCUCCUAAGAGUGAAAGGGUGCGCCCCCGCUUCUUGUAUAAAAGCUCCAAACGGUCCUCAUCAAGCAUCAUUCGACAUCUCACAUCAACUCACUUACUACACAAUGGCAGUCAAGUUCGUAGUACUCGCCUGUAUGGUGGCAGCUGCCAGCGCUGGUGUUGUCCCAGCCGCACCCCUGACUUAUGCCGCACCGGCUUAUCACGCUGCUCCAGUGGCAUACCACGCUAGUCCAGUAGCCUACGCUGCCCCAGUCGCUAAAGUUGCAGCCGUUGCCCCAGUCGCCAAAGUCGCCGUGGAAGAAUACGACCCACACCCCCAAUACAGCUUCGCCUACGACGUUCAAGACGGUGUUACCGGUGACUCUAAGACCCAACACGAAACUCGCGAUGGUGAUGUUGUCCAGGGCUCUUACUCCGUUGUCGAACCCGAUGGCACCAAGCGCACCGUUGAGUACACCGCUGACCCACACAACGGUUUCAACGCUGUCGUACACAGGGAACCAUUGGCUGUGAAAGUCGCCCCCGUAGCUAAGAUCGCUGCUGCUCCCGUAGCAUACGCCGCGCCCGCCCCCGUGUCAUACGCAACACCCGUCGCUAAAUUGGCAUACGCUGCUGCCCCCGUUGUGCACGCUGCUCCUGUUGCGAAGUUCGCCACACCCGUCGCGUACUCUGCCCCUAUCUACCACCACUAAAUUAAUGCCAAAACUUAAAAAUACAUCAGAAUAAUGUAUUAUUUUAAAUACAUUCAACUGUGUAUUGUAGACAAGUUACGUAAUUUAGUGUAGGUUCAUUAAAUUAUUUUUUUACUUUAA